CUCGCCUUGCAUUGCCUUGCCUUGCCUCUCUGCCUGUGGCGCAUGUGCCAACCGCCGUCCCAGCUCCACAAGGAGCAGCAAGAGCCGCCUUCGCCAUGAAGGAUCGCACCCAGGAGCUGCGGACGGCCAAAGACAGCGAUGAAGAUGACGAGGUGGCUGUGGGAGUGGAUCGGGACCGUUUUAUGGAUGAGUUUUUUGAGCAGGUGGAAGAGAUUCGGGGAUUCAUCGAGAAGAUCGCCGAGAACGUGGAAGAGGUGAAGAGGAAGCACAGUGCCAUCCUGGCCUCCCCGAACCCCGAUGAGAAAACCAAAGAGGAACUGGAGGAUUUGAUGUCGGACAUCAAGAAGACGGCCAACAAAGUCCGCUCCAAGCUAAAGAGUAUCGAGCAGAGCAUUGAACAAGAGGAAGGGCUGAACAGAUCCUCUGCGGACCUGCGAAUAAGGAAAACACAGCAUUCAACCUUGUCUCGGAAAUUCGUGGAGGUCAUGUCCGAGUACAAUGCGACGCAGUCCGAUUAUCGGGAACGCUGCAAGGGACGCAUCCAGAGGCAACUAGAGAUAACCGGCAGGACUACCACCAGCGAGGAACUGGAAGAUAUGCUGGAGAGUGGCAACCCUGCCAUUUUCUCCUCUGGGAUCAUCAUGGACUCCAACAUCACCAAGCAGGCGCUGAACGAGAUUGAGACGCGGCACAGCGAGAUCAUCAAGCUGGAGAACAGCAUCCGGGAGCUCCAUGACAUGUUCAUGGACAUGGCCAUGCUGGUGGAGAGCCAGGGCGAGAUGAUCGACCGGAUUGAAUACAACGUGGAGCACGCCGUCGACUACGUGGAAAGAGCCGUGUCGGAUACAAAAAAGGCCGUGAAGUACCAGAGCAAAGCCAGACGGAAGAAGAUCAUGAUCAUCAUCUGCUGCGUGGUGCUGGGCGUUGUCAUCGCCUCCACGGUUGGAGGGAUUUUUGGCUAGGUGGCCCACGGCUGGGACUGUGUAGUCUUUGACAAUGCCAAGGCGGAAGAGAGGGGCACGCCGGAGCAACUGGGGCCCAACGCCCAGCCUCUGCCCUGGAACAGCUGCUGGGGAAGGGGGCACAAAAUGGGCAGCCCAGCACUUCUGUCUCUAAUGCAUGAUCUUUCGUGUUAAUGCUGCGUGUCAAAUACAAGGGGUAUGUGCAUUAAGGGGGGAGGCGGGCUGCAUGUGAGACGGCACAGGGGGCUGGCACAGGGGCGCAGAGUCCCUCUUGGCAGCCUUUCACUUGUCUUUGGACCCCUCUUCUUAUCCCAAAGUUCAGCCAUUUCCCCUCUCCACUUCUGUACCAGCAUAGGAUUCAAGGUGACUCAGCCAUGGGUGAUCUUGGACAAGUUACAUGCUCUCAGCUUCAGGGGAAGGCAAUGGCAAACCUCCACUGAACCAAUCUUGCCAAGCAAACCCCAUGACAGGGUUGCCUUAGGGUCACCACGAGUCAGAAAUGACUCGAAGGCACCCAACGCACGCAAGUCCAGUUUACAAUCUCAUAACUACUGAACAGAAUGCCAACCAACGUUUCCCAUGUGUGGGGUUUGUUUGUGCAAAAUCGCUGGUGUGUGUGUGUGUGUGUGUGUGUGUGUUUGUUUGUGCAUUUGGACAAAAGCAAAACCCUAGCCAUUUGGGGCAUGUGGGAAGUGGUGUUGGGGCACCAAAAUGUGUGUUGUGCACAAAAACCAAAACAAAACUCUGAUUUUUAUGCCAAAAAGGAUCACAAAAAUAUUUCUGGACAGAAUCAUUUCUCAAAACGCUUUGAGGUUAAGAUGUGUGCAGAAGUGUUUUGUUUUCACCUGCAAGCAGGGAGAAAACAACGGACGUUGUUGAUCCUUACAUGUGAGAAUGUGUUUGGAUGUUAUACUUAGGUGCAGAGUCCAGAAACCACCUCUUUUCCAGUAACUCAGACUUUAAAUUUAGCCUUUUCUUGUGCAGUUCCUCUCUGCGCUUUUCUCAUGCGCUUGUGCGCUUCCACUUUCCUUGGGAGCUGCUGGGCCCAUGAGCUUUGUCUUCCCUCUGGGACCUUAAUUUCUUAGGAAACCACCAGCAUAUGGGGCGAGUGACCCCUCAUGACUGGCACCCCCUGCCCACACAUCCUUGGGGUCUUCUGCCUCCAUCCGCUCACGCCUGCCUUCGUUGCAUGUCUAAACUGAGCCGUCGGUGGUGUGUCUGUGUCGUCGGGAAGCUGUGUCGCUCUCCAAAUCAGGUCCGCCACAAUGCGUCUUGCUGUCUAUUUCUUUGGGAAGGGAGGUCUCUGGCGGGGCCACCACUGCCACGACCCCCGUCCUACCGCCAUACUUGGCAUCCUCGUCUGGGGCAAAAAGGAGGCAUUUGCAAACAAACCAUUCAGUGUGUCUUUUUGGAGGCCUUCUCCAGAGCUGUAACAUUGCCGUAAAAGUGUAACCCAAGUGUCCUUGUCUUUCUCUUUCUCUUGUAGCCCUUCAAACCUGCCUUGCUUUUUCAAUCCUGGUGGAUUUUGAAAUGUCUGUCUGUUGCCUUUUCUCUCUCUCUUUCACUCACUUGGACUCAAGUCCUCCCUCCAAAAAUUUCAAGGGAGUGGGGACAAAAAACAAAACAAAACGGCUUCCUUUUCCGGAUGGAAUUUUAUGUAGAAUAAAGAAGUAUUUAUA
Sceloporus undulatus (fence lizard) is the source of this 2641-nucleotide messenger RNA. It is a transcript of the gene STX1A, whose product is annotated as syntaxin 1A. The coding region runs from base 96 to 962 and encodes 288 amino acids. Gene Ontology annotation, cellular component: plasma membrane; endomembrane system; synaptic vesicle. Gene Ontology annotation, biological process: intracellular protein transport; synaptic vesicle fusion to presynaptic active zone membrane; exocytosis. Gene Ontology annotation, molecular function: SNAP receptor activity; SNARE binding. The record is from RefSeq and is a predicted model, not a curated record. The transcript is spliced from 10 exons. NCBI's taxonomy places the organism in Eukaryota, Metazoa, Chordata, Lepidosauria, Squamata, Phrynosomatidae.